GCAGCAAAAGUUCUCUCCCCUUCCGGCUGGUUCCAGAACCCCCUCUCCUCCGCCCUCUCUCUCUCCUCUCGAGGCCUCCUCCCACCACCAACCAAGGCGAGCGCGAUGGAGAAGGGGAACGGCGGCGAGAAGAAGCCGGCGGUGGUCGUGGCGGCGGAGGACGGCGGCGCUAAGAAGGUGGCGGUGGCGGACGGCGGCGACAAGAGCAAGCCCGCGGCGGAGGCGGAGGCGCCCGUGUGCUUCAAGAAGACGGUGGGCGACGACGCCACGCUCAUCGACGCCACCAAGGACUACUUCAAGCAGCUCAAGGUCACCGACGCCGACACGCACUGGGGCUGCAUCAAGAACAGGGUCCGCCUCGCCAGGGAGUACGUCGCCGACAAGACCGGCUCGGUGUUCGGCAAGAAGAAGGUGGAGCCCGAGGUGAAGGUCGAUGGGACUCCAGCUCCGGCAGCGGCGGCGGAAGAGGGGGCGAAGCCAGCAGCAGCACCUGCGGCGGGAGGCGAGUCUCACUGAAGCGGAGGCGUCGCCCUGAACUCGUUCGUCCUUGAUCAGUCGACUUUGAGAAACCUGAGAGUUGUGAGGAGGUCUUGAUUGUCUGCUUAGUCGUUCCUUUGCGUCCUUUAGUUCCUGCUUAGUGGUGGUAGCGAUCGAUUUUGCACUGCUGUAAGACCUGUUAAUCAGUCGUGGAUCUUGGUCUGGUUGAGAGCGUUAUCUGGACAUGGUGGUUUGUGGUGCGUUUUGGUGAUGCUGCAUAUCUGGGUUGGUUCUCCUCGUA
Lolium perenne is the source of this 778-nucleotide messenger RNA. RefSeq lists its product as uncharacterized. Lineage: Eukaryota; Viridiplantae; Streptophyta; Magnoliopsida; Poales; Poaceae. The record is from RefSeq and is a predicted model, not a curated record.